Saccostrea echinata is the source of this 904-nucleotide messenger RNA. Its product is annotated as cyclin-dependent kinase 2-associated protein 1-like. Lineage: Eukaryota; Metazoa; Mollusca; Bivalvia; Ostreida; Ostreidae. Bases 10 to 417 code for a protein of 135 amino acids. The transcript has a single exon. Gene Ontology annotation, cellular component: cytoplasm; nucleus. The record is from RefSeq and is a predicted model, not a curated record.
UUUAAAGUGAUGGAAGACAGUAUAUCAACCCCAAAGGAUCGCAGUAGAGUGAAUUCUCCUGCAAUUAUGAGUAAUCCAGGAACUCCCCGAUCAGAAGAUGUAAGAGCUACACCCUCCCCAAAUCAAAUGAGAAGGGGACACAAUCCUGCACAAGCCAUGCAACUCAGUCAGCAGCAACUGAUGCAGCUACAGCAGCAACAUCUUCAGCAACUCCAGAACCAGCAACUAGCACAGCAACAGCAAUCUCAAAGUAAAUACACCCAGCUGCUUGCUGUUAUUGAGGACAUGGGGAGAGAUAUUCGACCAACCUAUGCUGGGAGUAAAACCUCAGUAGAGAGACUGAAGCGUGGGAUUGUUCAUGCACGCAUUCUUGUUCGAGAGUGUUUGAUGGAAUGUGAAAGAAGUGCCAGGACCUGACAAAUUGUGUUAACGCUAAAGGAACAUUUUUGGCAUCUCUACGUAUUUAUGUUUUGUUUACUGGAGUAAGGAUUGAAAUGGUGGAUUUUGUCAAGUCAUUCUUGAAAUCAUUUUUAAACUUCUCAUUUUUAAGAGAAAAUCAUCAUUUUGAAAUUUACUGUUAUAAUUUGACAUCUACUUUCUAAUAUACAAUUUUUUUAGAACACAAGAAAAUUAUGUUUAUUUUCUGACAUCAUGCUGGGUCAUGAUGAUUUUCUUAAAUCUUCAUAUAUCUUCAUUCAUUUUGAAUUGUUAUUAUAGCUUCUAGUCUAUUUAUCAGGUUGCAUCAUAUAUUGUAACAUUUGUACAUUUGAUGCUGGAUCCUUAUCAAGUCAAUUGUCAAUCAUGGAAAAUAUUUUAAUUAGCACACUAUAUUAAUUUUUGCAAUGUUGAAGAAAUAAAUACCUGUGAAUUGAAAAAUAAUUUUGAAUAAAACUUUUGUCAAGUG